UGGACGGAAAGGAAAGUGGAAAAUUUUCCUAAUCUAAGAUAUUAAUCUACCAUACUGUCUGACGGAGAUAUAAAGGAUUGAUUUUCAAUUUAUAAAAUUGACAUAUUGUGCUCGCCUAUGGAAUUUUAAAUAGAAAUAGUAAAGAUGGAUCGGACCGAAUUUAUUACGCCGUGGGUUCAAUCGAGAGCUCACGUGGAACAUAUUCAUAAAUGGAAACAUAUCGGUGUUAUACCGAAACCAUUCGCACCACGUCACUCUAUUACAUUUUUUAAUAAUAAAAAGCAAGAAAAGAGAAUAACCGAGAAAAUUUCGGCAUACGAUCGAUUGCACAAAUACGAAGAUUUCGAUCCACGAAAGCCACGAGCCGAAUGUACAAGUCCUUCUUUGAUUUGGUCGGAGAUUUACCAAGAGAACAAACAUCAUAUCGUCCCGAUGAUCACUAAUCAUUGGUACGGUCGUCCGAAUCGUGAACAGAUCGAUUAUCCCGAUAAGUCUUUGUGUCGUGCCUCGCAAAUACGUGAAUUCUAUCGGCGUAAUGAUCUCAACUUGGUCGCCGAUGUUAUAAGAGAAUAUCAAAUGUGUUAUAAUUGAAAUAGAAAAUAAUAUUUAGGACACGUAUCUGUUAUAAUUGUUUCAUUAUAU
This is a messenger RNA of Vespa mandarinia (Asian giant hornet), 642 nucleotides long. RefSeq lists its product as uncharacterized. Lineage: Eukaryota; Metazoa; Arthropoda; Insecta; Hymenoptera; Vespidae. The record is from RefSeq and is a predicted model, not a curated record.